Seminavis robusta is the source of this 1466-nucleotide messenger RNA. Lineage: Eukaryota; Bacillariophyta; Bacillariophyceae; Naviculales; Naviculaceae. The record is from the annotation of a GenBank genome assembly.
AAUGAUUUGAGUCACUGUUGAGUCACACUCCACAACCGUACCCCUGAGGCCCCUGACAUCAGACCUUGUGCUUUGCGAUGAUUGGCAAGUUGAAGACAACAGGAUCUUCUCGUGGGAAGGUUUGACGAUGAUGAUGAUGUUUGGCAGCGCCACUUCCGAAUUUGUGUCUAAAGGUGUAAACAGUGUUCCUUUGCCCUUACUGAAAGCAGCAUCAUGGACGUUUCAGUUUCAAGCAGCAUCAUGGACGAUCAAGUGCAACCAGCAACUCUCUUGGAGGCACAUGAAGUGAGGCCCGAAUCGUUCCGACGUCAGUCAACGCGGCUAGCAGAAUACCGUCAGAAAUUGCGAAGGGAAGGCAAUCGCCGGGCCAAACUACGGAGGCGAGGAAUUGUCGCUGUGGUCGUCGCAACAGUAGCCAUUUGCGUCUCGGGGAUAACAUACAAGGCAUACCACCCUGAUUUCACUAUUCAGGAGUAUGUGGAAAUAGAUGUCUCUGUUUUGGAUGCUCUUUUGGGAAGUGCAGCUGGCAUGUUUGUUCCGGUCGAAGAAUCCAGCGAGAAGCUGCUGAAAGAAAACUCCAAGAAGACCAGGAGGGCAAACAAGCCCAACAAUAAACAACCAACAGUACCGAAAGCAGAGAUACCGAAGCCUGAACCCAAGCCACAGCCAAAACCCAAACCACAGCCAAAACCCGCGCCAGAUCCUGUAGUUGCUUUCGAAGCGCCCGAGCCUCCGCCAACUCCUCCCAAAACAGUGCAGAAGCAGGUUGAAACAGUGACACCCAAGAAAAGCGAAAUUGCCACCAAUGCAGUUGAUCUUAAAAAUGACAUGGCCAGUAUAAGGCGUCCCAGGGUGUGUAACAUCCCAAUGGCCUAUCUGGUGAAUCCACGGUGUCGUCGACUGGCAUCGCAGAAACCUGUUUUUAACCUCCAAAGUCUGGUGCAAGACAUGAUGCAAUAGCAAAACUUGUUUGGUUUCAAGGUCGGCAGCAUGCCGACGCUACACACUACGCGAGCUAACCCAACAAUUCACUCUCCUUCUCCCUACUCCUCCAGUUCCCAAGCUAGCUAAACGCAACAACUUCACUCUUCCUUCUAACCCAGGAGUGUCGACAUUGACUCAUUGCUCUUUCCUCUGUCACUAUCCAUUUGAUGAAUCACGAGAAGACCUGCUACAUCAUGACAUGCCCAGCAAAGGCGGCGAAAAAAAACGAGGCUGCGGGAAAAAAACGAGUGUAGCUAGUCAGAGAGCACAUUACAUCUAUCUGGUGAUGGUAAUCCCAAACGCAGGCUAGACAAAACUUUGUCUCCGUCCAUUUGAUGUGAUGGAUGGGAUCUUGGUUACAUCAUGCUGUCUCCAGCGAAUGCUGCGCGGAAUAGCAAGCAAAAAAAAAUGUAGUCAGAAACUACCUUACAAGCGCCUAACAUCUGAUUUGAAACCCAAAACCAGCCUAGCUGUAGGCCAAG